AUGGCGGACACAGCUCACGCCAGCGCAGGGGCGUUCUCUCGCACCAGCUCCUCGGACGAAGAGACGGCUGCCCACACACCGGCAAGGAACGAGAAAGUCGAUAAGGAUGCCACCUCGUCCACACAAGAGGAGAGCGAGCCCGCUGACAUUGAAGCGAUUCGCGAGAAGAAUGAUCUGCAAAAGACCAACGAAGAGAAGCAACGCGAAGGCGAACACGAUCUCGAGCCACGAGAGGAGGACGGCAAGAUCGUCCUCACCGAGCGAGCAGGCUACCUCGCAACCGGCUAUUCGUACCCGACCUGGAAGAAGUGGGCCAUUCUCAGCGUCAUCUUUGCGGUCCAAGUAUCGAUGAACUUCAACACCUCUGUCUACCCCAACGCCGUCAUGGGUGUAGCCGAGAAGUACCACGUCAGUGAGCAGGCCGCACGAGUGGGUCAAAUGAUCUUCCUCGUUGCCUACGCUUUCGGAUGCGAGUUCUGGGCACCUUGGUCCGAGGAGAUUGGUCGAUGGCCAGUACUUCAGGUUUCGCUCCUCCUCGUCAACAUCUGGCAAGUGCUCGCAGCGCUGGCUCCCAACUACGGCUCCUUGAUCGUCGCUCGUUUCCUCGGUGGUCUUUUCACCGCCGGUGGUUCCGUGACUCUGGGAAUGGUUGCCGACUUGUUCGAACCGGAUGAGCAACAGUUUGCCGUCGGUUUCGUCGUGCUCUCCUCUGUAGGUGGUACUUCGGUUGGUCCUUUCAUUGGCGGUUUCAUUCAAGCCUACCUCCCGCUCAAGUGGAACUUCUGGGUGCAGCUCAUCUUCGGAGGCGCUGUCCAGCUCGUUCACUUCUUCGUCGUCCCCGAAACCAGAUCCACGAUCCUUCUCGACCGCGAAGCGAAGCGUCGCCGCAAGAACGGUGAGCACAACAUCUAUGGCCCUAACGAGGUCCGAACCGAUCGAUUUAGCAUCAAAGAGAUCGGCGCCUACUGGCUGCGUCCCUUCGAGAUGUUCCUGCGAGAGCCCAUCGUACUGUUCCUCUCCCUUCUCUCCGGUUUCUCGGACAUGCUUAUUUUCAUCUUCUUGGAGUCUUUCCAGCUGGUGUACAAGCAGUGGGGCUUCAGUACCGUGCAAAUCGGCCUAGCAUUCAUCCCUAUCAACCUAGGAUACCUCUUGGCCUUUCUCAUCUUCAUUCCACGUUUCAUUUGGGAACGAAAAAGGCGAAUUAAGGACCCUGACGCGCUUAAGCCCGAAGCGCGUUUGUACCUGCUUCUUUGGCUUGCGCCUCUCGAAGCUCUCGGUCUCUUCGGUUUCGCCUGGACCUCUCUCGGCCCUCCUCGAGUCCAUUGGAUCGCUCCAAUGAUCUUCUCGUGCAUGAUCGCCGUUGCGAAUUACGCUAUAUACAUGACAACGAUCGACUAUAUGAUUGCAGCCUAUGGCCCGUAUUCUGCUUCGGCGACGGGAGGAAACGCUCUGGCAAGAGAUUUUCUGGCCGGUAUCUCUGCGAUGUACGCUACGCCGCUGUAUAACCGACUUGGUCUCGAGUGGGCUUCGACUUUGCUCGCGUUCUUGGCGAUUCUUGUCGCCAUCCCGGCUUACAUCUUCUACUGGAAGGGUCCUCAAAUUCGCGAGAGGAGCAAGUUUGCACAGUCCCUCAGCGACGACAGGAAGAAGAACGGUGGUCGACGUACCGACCAGGACGAGAAGGCCGAGAAAGGUACCGUGUACCGCCGUCAAAAGAAUCAGGAGCAGCCUCAGGAGCAGCAGUCAUAA
Molecule: messenger RNA, 1749 nt
Organism: Pseudozyma hubeiensis SY62
Lineage: Eukaryota; Fungi; Basidiomycota; Ustilaginomycetes; Ustilaginales; Ustilaginaceae
Product: multidrug transporter
Exons: 1
Coding region: 1-1749 (582 amino acids)
Biological process (GO): transmembrane transport
Molecular function (GO): transmembrane transporter activity
Source: RefSeq, a predicted model, not a curated record